CCGGCGCUGCCCGCGGGAGCCGCUCCGCGCUGCCGCCGCACCACCACCGGCACCUCGGGGAGCGGCGCCUCUGCCAGGCAGAAAAAACUUCCUGCUCCUCCCGCAGCAGCCGCCCAGGUGCCCGCCUGCCCGCCGCCCUGGCGCACCUUUUGCCGGCCCCGGCCAUGUACAGCAUGCUGGAGACGGAGAUCAAGGCGCCGCAGCCCACGCCGGGCAGCACCGGGGGCAACCCCGCUCCGGGGAGCAACGGCAAAGGCGGUGGAGGAGGCGGAGGAGGCAACGGAGCCGGAGCGGGCUCGGACCAGGACCGGGUGAAGCGCCCCAUGAACGCCUUCAUGGUGUGGUCCCGCGGGCAGCGGCGGAAGAUGGCCCAGGAGAACCCCAAGAUGCACAACUCGGAGAUCAGCAAGCGGCUCGGCGCCGACUGGAAGCUGCUGAGCGACGCCGAGAAGCGGCCCUUCAUCGACGAGGCCAAGCGGCUGCGGGCCGUGCACAUGAAGGAGUAUCCGGAUUACAAAUACCGGCCCCGGAGGAAGACCAAGACCUUGCUGAAGAAGGACAAGUACUCGCUGCCUGGCAACCUGCUGGCCCCGGGGGGGGGCAACGCGGUGAGCAGCCCCGUCGGGGUGGGGCAGAGGAUUGACACUUAUGCCCACAUGAACGGCUGGACCAACGGAGCUUACUCACUGAUGCAAGACCAGCUGGGCUACAGCCAGCACCCGGGCAUGAACAGCCCGCAGCUGCAGCAGAUGCACCGCUACGACAUGACGGGCCUGCAGUACAGCCCCAUGAUGUCCACGGCCCAGACCUACAUGAACGCCGCCUCCACCUACAGCAUGUCCCCCGCCGCCUACGGCCAGCAGCCCUCCUCGGCCAUGAGCCUGGGCUCCAUGGGCUCCGUGGUGAAAUCCGAGCCCAGCUCGCCGCCUCCGGCCAUCACUUCCCACUCGCAGAGGGCCUGCCUGGGAGACCUGCGGGAUAUGAUCAGCAUGUACCUGCCCCCCGGGGGGGAUGCCACAGACCCUUCCGCCCUGCAGGGCAGCAGGUUACACAGCGUCCAUCAGCACUACCAGAGUGCCGGGACUGGCGUGAAUGGUACCGUACCACUAACUCACAUAUAAAAACUUGACUGCUCCGGACGGCUCCCCGUCUUAAUCCCUAACCCCACCACCGCUCCCUGACUCCACCGGGACGUACGGCAGUGUUGCUCGGCUUAGCAGACUUAAUACUAACUUUGGAGAAAUUUUAAAAGGAAAUCCGUUAGUUGUGUCCUUUUUUUUUUUUUUUUUUUUUUUUUUUUUUUUUUUUUUUUUUUUUUUUUUUUUUUUUUUUUUUUUUUUUUUUUUUGUACAGGAAAUAAUAUUUGAGCAAGCUGUUAUUUUGAUAGAGCACAACUCCUGCCUCCUAAAAGUCGCUGUGAAGUUUUCAAACCACGGCAACUUCAUUCCUGGUUUCGGCUAGGUUGGGCACUGUUUUAUUCGCUUGAAAGUUUUUAAAAGUUUUGCAUCUUCCAGUUUGAUUUCUAACUUUGCAAUGACAUAAAAAAAACAAAAACCGCGGGCUUUUGUUUUUAAACUCGAUUGUUCACAUAAUCGUUGUGGUUUUAUUAAGUGUUUUGUCACCGACCCUCGCUUGGUUUCUAUUCACAAUCUGUAGCUUUCAUGACUUU
Empidonax traillii (willow flycatcher) is the source of this 1669-nucleotide messenger RNA. RefSeq names its product transcription factor SOX-3-like. Gene Ontology annotation, biological process: anatomical structure morphogenesis; positive regulation of transcription by RNA polymerase II; cell differentiation. Lineage: Eukaryota; Metazoa; Chordata; Aves; Passeriformes; Tyrannidae. The record is from RefSeq and is a predicted model, not a curated record. Gene Ontology annotation, molecular function: DNA-binding transcription factor activity, RNA polymerase II-specific; RNA polymerase II cis-regulatory region sequence-specific DNA binding. Bases 165 to 1121 code for a protein of 318 amino acids. The transcript is spliced from 2 exons.